CGUUUUCUUCAUUUUUCAUUUUCAAAUUCAAUUUCAGUCACAUUAUUCUUCUUCUUCCUCAGUUUCAUUUUUCCUGAUAAAUUUUCUUUAGUUAUUUCACAAUCUUCGCAGUUACUUUGUAGGAAUCAAUCUCUCUUUCUCAAAUGGCUGAACGAGUCUAUCCCGCCGAUUCACCUCCAGAGAGCGGUCAAUUUUCCGGUAAUUUCAGCUCCGGCGAGUUCCCAAAAAAACCAGCUCCACCACCAGCGACUUACGUGAUCCAAGUCCCAAAAGAUCAGAUCUACCGUCGUCCGCCGCCGGAAAACGCACAUCGCUUGCAAUACCUCUCUCGGAAAAAAGUCAAUCGCAGUCGCUGCAGGUGCUGUAUUUGCUCAAUCCUCGCCGCGAUUUUCAUCCUCAUCGUCCUCGCCGGAAUCUCCUUAACGGUUCUCUACCUCGUCUUCCGUCCCGAAGCUCCGAAAUACUCCGUUGAAGGAUUCUCAGUCUCUGGGAUCAAUCUGACGUCACCGUCUCCGAUUUCCCCCAAAUUCAACGUCACCGUUAGGUCACGUAACGGUAACGGAAAAAUCGGGAUCUACUACGAGAAAGGAAGCACGGUGGAUAUUUACUAUAACGAUGUCGAUCUCUGUAACGGUGCCUUGCCGGUGUUUUAUCAGCCGGCGAAUAAUGUAACGAUGGUUAAAACGGCGUUAACGGGAUCGAGGAUUCAGUUAACGAGUGCAAUGCGCAAGGAGAUGCGUAAUGAACUGAGUAAGAAAACGAUGCCGUUUAAAGUGAAGAUUAAAGCCCCUGUGAAGAUUAAGGUUGGUUCCGUUAAGACGUGGACGAUAACUGUUAAAGUUAACUGCGAUGUAACGGUGGAUAAAUUGACGGCGCCGUCGAGAAUUGUGUCGACAAAAUGCAGCCAUGACGUGGACCUUUGGUGAUACACUUUUUAAAAAAAAAAAAAAAAAAUUGCAAAUGUCAGAAAGAAAAAAAGAAAAAAAGA
This is a messenger RNA of Eutrema salsugineum, 988 nucleotides long. RefSeq names its product NDR1/HIN1-like protein 13. Gene Ontology annotation, cellular component: plasma membrane. The record is from RefSeq and is a predicted model, not a curated record. The transcript has a single exon. NCBI's taxonomy places the organism in Eukaryota, Viridiplantae, Streptophyta, Magnoliopsida, Brassicales, Brassicaceae. The coding region runs from base 144 to 926 and encodes 260 amino acids.